Messenger RNA from Diatraea saccharalis (sugarcane borer), 3369 nucleotides. NCBI's taxonomy places the organism in Eukaryota, Metazoa, Arthropoda, Insecta, Lepidoptera, Crambidae. The record is from the annotation of a GenBank genome assembly.
AUGAACAGGGGUCGCGUGGAGCCGACGCCGCCCGAGUGCGCGGCCGCAGCGGAGAUGUUCGACCUGUUCUGCUCCGCGGGCACCAUGAAGACCAUCCUCGCCUGCCACCGGCAGAUAUGCCACACGCUCAACCUGAGGCCCAACAGGCUGCCGGACUUCUAUCCCAAACUAAAGACAAAGUUGGCGAGCUCGUGGAAGGCGCAGGCUCUAUUCAAGAAGUUCGAUGCUCGCGCUAACCACAAGGUGUACGCGAAGGGUCGUGCCAGUGCCGCAAGUAAAGUGCUGGUUAUAGGCGCCGGACCGUGCGGCCUGAGAGCCGCCAUCGAGUGCCAGCUGCUCGGUGCCAAAGUGGUGGUGAUAGAGAAACGUGAUCGUAUGUCACGCAACAACGUGCUCCACCUAUGGCCGUUUGUGAUCCAGGACCUGCGAGCUCUGGGAGCUAAGAAGUUUUUCGGCAAAUUCUGUGCCGGCUCCAUAGAUCACAUUAGCAUUAGGCAACUACAAUGCAUACUUAUGAAGGUGGCGUUAUUAUUGGGGGUGGAAUUUCACGAAGGCGUCAGUUUCGAAGAGCUACUGGAGCCAACGGUCACAGAAAACUCUGAGACGUUAGGGUGGCGAGCGAGAGUGUCUCCAACAGCUCACCCGGUGUCUCAGUACGAGUUCGACGUGUUAAUGGGCGCUGACGGCAAGCGGAACACACUGCAGGGCUUCAAACGGAAAGAGUUUAGGGGGAAACUGGCCAUGGCGAUCACGGCCAACUUCAUCAACCGACACACGGAACAGGAGGCAUCGGUGCCUGAAAUCAGCGGAGUGGCGUUCAUAUUUAACCAGAAGUUCUUCAAGGAGCUGUACGAGGCGACGGGUAUCGAUCUCGAAAAUAUAGUGUAUUAUAAAGACGACACUCAUUAUUUUGUCAUGACAGCAAAGAAACACAGUCUCCUCGACAAAGGGGUCCUACUGAAUGACUACGCGGAGGUGUCCCGCCUGCUGCAUGUGGAGAACGUGGACCGCGCGGCGCUGAUGCGGUACGCGCAGGAGGCCGCCCGCUUCUCGACGGGUGGCCGGUUGCCGUUGCGCGAUUUCGCCUUGAACCACUACGGAGAGCCCGACGUGGCGCUGUUCGACUUCACGUCCAUGUACGCGGCGGAGAACGCCAGUUUGGUCCGCGAGCGGUUCGGUCGCCGGCUACUCUGCCAACUGGUGGGCGACAGUUUGCUGGAGCCGUUCUGGCCGACGGGCUCCGGUUGCGCGCGCGGCUUCCUCUCGGCGCUGGACGCGGCGUGGGCGGUGCGCGCGUGGGGACACGCCCCCUCGCCGCAUCCGUUGCACGUGGUCGCCGAACGGGAGUCCGUCUACAGGCUGUUGGCUCAAACAACACCGGAGAACCUCCACCGGGACUUUGGCGCGUACACGCUGGAUCCCGGCACGCGGUAUCCGAAUUUGAAUCGCACCGCGGUCGCACCGCACCGCGUCACCUCAUUCUACGAUUCAGACGAUCCGCUACCUCUGGACGCAACGCCCGCCGCUAAGAAACGACGCAGAGAACCGGAGAUAUCUGAAGAGGCUCUAGUGUCGUGGGUGGGAUGGGGCGAGGGUGGUUUGCGCGCCGCCACUGGUCCGGCGGCGAUGACUGCUCUCGUACGACGCUACCGACCGGAUUUACUGCCGUCCGGUGCGCCCACACGAUCCGUCUACACCGUUCUACAACACGAAUUCGGCAUAUCUCCCCUUGGUACCAGUACAGGUGGGCGAGAGAUACCCGAGGCGCGGCUUAGAGCUUACUUAGCGCGUGUCUAUCUCGCUUUCAAAGGUGAAGUGCCUCACGUACACCACCAGACAGACGUCUUCGAUCAGAUCAAACAAAGUCUACAGAAAGAGAAGCACAUUCGGAAUACUACCGACCAUUCGAUAUCUGCGUAUUCAAAUGCAGCUGAAGCCGACAAGUCCCACUCCAGCAACAGAAAGAAGAGACGCUCAGUCAGGACGCCCCAAGUAAGUAACGAUUCAGCUGAGUACAUACGCAACAAGAUCGGUCAACUAGAUCUCAACGAUAUCACACAUCUAGCGCGGCUGCUCGACGGACACGACGCCCUCGAUACGGACAGACAGAUAGACAAACAGAAAGAGCUACAGGAGCAAAUCUUGGCUCUCCUAGAUCCCGAUGAAUCACCUGAUCCCAAAGUACUCAGGGAAUCCUUAGCCCAACUGUUACAGGGUGGCGUGAAGACUAAAAUCAAAUCGCAAGAGAAACUAGCUCACUUUUUCACUGAAACUUCAGAACAGAAACCGGUGAAGCCUCCGCGUAAGUUAAAAGGCUUAGACGCUUCCACUAUAAAAGUCCCAGAUUUUUCCGAUAUAUUUCAGGACGACACAGAUACAGACGCUACUUUAGUGAACACAGUGAAACCGAAAAAGAAAGAACUAGUGAAGGCAGCCUCGGUCGAUAUACCUACUGCUGGGAAAUUUGUCAGGGCGUCGUCUAUAGACGUGCCGAAGAAAAAGGAAAUGGUACGCGCUGUUUCAACGGAGAUCGCGUUGCCCAAAGGUAGACGGUUAUCCGAAGUGGUCGAUUUACACAAGAGGCGGCAUUCGCAGAGUCCAGAAGUGUCUUUUGGUCGUUCCAGUUCCGUAGGGCCCGCGGAGGCGGCUAACACAAGACGCAUCGCUCAGUUAUUCGAAGGUAGCAAACGGCGCAGGACGCCCAGUCCGGAAGCGAGAACGACACGUUCGACGUCGAUCAAUCCCGGAAUGGCGCUCCGGAUGCAAAGGAUGACGGAAAUGAUCGAGGGGAAACGUCAAGACAUGUCCAGUCCGGAGCGCGUGAAGCGCGAAUCUGUGGGGAAUCCGGAAAUGGCGUUACGUUGCCAACGUAUGGUGGACUUGAUAGAGGGCAGCAAGCCUAGGCUGGAGCCGCGGCAAUUGGAGCAGAGGCGGGGCUCUGGGGAGAUGUCGUUCCGUAUGCAGCGGGCGUCCGAUUUGAUGGCGAAAAAGGUGGAGGGGAAGAGGUCGCGCGGCGGGGGGAGGAGGCGGGCCGCGCGCGAGAUCACUAGGCAACGCUUCGAGAAGAGUCUCCAGAUGUUGGUGGCGGAGCCGCGGCCGGAGGGGGGCGGGGCGGGAGGCGGGGCCGAUCUCGAGUAUGACGUCGGCUUGCUGCAGUACCGUGCGAACGCGCCGGAGUUCCGCGACCGCGUGCAGCAGCUCGAGAAGCAACUCCAGCACUACGUGAGCCGUGUGCCGCAUGAACGAACGACGCUAGACUACACGCGUAAUACUCUGCAUGAAUUAACGGAUAUUAACAAUCACCGUUGUUGUUUUUGUUGUUGUUGUUUUUUUUUUGUUUGUCUUUAUGAACACUGUGUUUUUUACUAA